UUACAAAGACGCGGACAUGUUGCCAAUGUUCUGUCGGUAUGCUCAAAUCAGCCUAUGGGAUAAAUGAAGUGUAUUCAUUCUGACCUAGCCGCGGGAAAUUUUAUUUGAAUUGUAUUGGACAGUUACAAAGGUCAGAAUAAUUCCCAACUGUGUGUCAAAGGCAAAGAAUGUUCGCACAAGGAUCUUCAUAGGAGAUCAGAUUGAUGAAUGCAAGGACCUGUCAGGGCUGUACUAUCUCCUGCCUUUCCAAAAGGGUUACAUGGUCAACUGGGAGGUAGAAAAACAAGUGUGGGACUACAUGUUUGGGAAAGAGAAACUGAAGGUUGAUUUCAAUGAGUCUAGUGUCAUCCUAACAGAGCCCUAUUUUAACUUCACAUCCAUUCAAGAAGCAAUGAACGAAAUUUUGUUUGAGGAGUAUGGAUUCCAAGCAGCCUUUAGAACAAACCCAUCAUACCUCAGCCAGUACAAAUUACAGCAGGACACAGAUAGCAGCAAGUUGUGCUCCCUCGUCUUGGAUACUGGUUACUCGUUUUCACACAUCAUCCCAUAUUGCAAAGGGAAGAAGCUUACAGAAUCCAUCGUCAGGGUGAAUGUUGGAGGCAAGCUGUUAACAAAUCACUUGAAAGAAAUCAUAUCCUACAGACAGCUGAUGGUGAUGGAUGAGACGUAUGUCAUCAACCAGUUGAAGGAAGACGUGUGCUAUGUGUCCACCCAGUUCAAUGCUGACAUGCUCACAUCAAGAAAGAAGGGCUUGGCUAAUACAGUGAUGCGAGACUAUGUGUUACCUGACUACACGCACAUUAAGCGGGGGUAUGUGCGCAGUCAGGAAGAGACCACCGGCAAGGCUCAGGGAAAUGAACAGAUCAUACGGAUGAACAAUGAGAGGUUCAGUGUUCCAGAGCUAUUGUUCCGACCAUCAGAUGUUGGUGUACAAGAAAUGGGAAUUACAGAAGCAUUGAUACACUGUGUUAGCACCACACCUGAGGAGAUGCAGCCCCAUUUCUAUCGGAACAUAGUUACCACUGGAGGGAACUGUCUUAUACCAGGCUUCCAAGAAAGAUUUCAUAUGGAUGUAAGGAGCAUGGCACCAGAUGAGUUUGACAUCUCCAUAACCUCCUCAAAAAAUCCUGUCACGUACGCGUGGGAGGGCGGCGUACAGUUGGCCAAUGAUCCAAACUUCCACAAGCUUGUAGUUACCCGUGCAGAGUUUGAGGAGCAUGGUCACAAUAUCUGCAUGGAGAGGUUUGAAGUUUGACAAGCGAUGCACUUCGUAAUGGGACUGUGAUUCUUAAAGACUAGUGUCUUGGUUUGCUACGGACUGCAUGGGAAUGGUCCAUUUUUAUGCUACUUUUGUAGCAUUUCCAAAUUAAAUGAGCUGUGCUCUAGAAAAUAAAGGCUUAAUGCAUGUGUAAAAAAUGCUGGCCAAGAUUAGCCUGUGCAGUUUGCACAGGCUAAUCUGGGACAAUACUUUCCUCAUGGAUUGGAUUUUUGAUUAGAAGAAACUGCCCUUAAUUGACAUCAAAUCCAUGAAAAGUGGAAAGUGUCGUACCUGAUUAGCCUGUGUGGACUGCACAGGCUAAAAUGAUGUGAAAUUACUCAAUGCACAUGUAUUACAUGUAAAACCACCGUGUGAGUGCUACUCAAAUGCAUUUGAAGACUUAAUGUGUAGCUAUGCAUCAACAGGUGAUAACUUCAAAACAUGUGAAGUGAGAGGUAUGCCAGGGAUCCAUGUGUAAUGCAGCUCAGACAGUUUCAAGUGUUAUUAGGACUCUGAUGCAUUCUUGGUGCAUGCAACUUGAUUUCAGUCUGUUCUGGUAAUGGAUUUUUCAGUCAAUUGACACCAGAUUCUCAUAAGAAGAUGAAAUCUUAAAUAACAGCCGCACCAGUCUUCGUGUAUGAGACACAUUUUAUGUUUGUGUUAGGAUUUGACAGUUUGUUCAACAAAAUCAUGCUAGAAAACUCACUAUCAUGUCAAAAAUUACUUAAAAAUAUGGUCUGUGUCCAUAUUUGAACACAAUUGUUUGGUUAAAUGCUAUUGUGCUUAAUUGAAAGUGGGGCUAAAUAUAUGGUGUCAUUUCAAAUUUAUGGUGGCAAUUGUCAUUUCAAAUUUAUGGUGGCAAUUGUCAUUUCAAAUUUAUGGUGGCAAUAAAUAUAUAAACAGAAAUAAAAAAUGUAUUUAUUUUUUUAA
Molecule: messenger RNA, 2188 nt
Organism: Dreissena polymorpha
Lineage: Eukaryota; Metazoa; Mollusca; Bivalvia; Myida; Dreissenidae
Product: actin-related protein 6-like
Exons: 12
Coding region: 260-1255 (331 amino acids)
Cellular component (GO): Swr1 complex
Molecular function (GO): nucleosome binding
Source: RefSeq, a predicted model, not a curated record